Messenger RNA from Lemur catta (Ring-tailed lemur), 1035 nucleotides. RefSeq names its product olfactory receptor 5A1. The coding region runs from base 11 to 967 and encodes 318 amino acids. The transcript has a single exon. Lineage: Eukaryota; Metazoa; Chordata; Mammalia; Primates; Lemuridae. Gene Ontology annotation, biological process: G protein-coupled receptor signaling pathway; sensory perception of smell. Gene Ontology annotation, molecular function: odorant binding; olfactory receptor activity; G protein-coupled receptor activity. Gene Ontology annotation, cellular component: membrane. The record is from RefSeq and is a predicted model, not a curated record.
CUUGUGGUCCAUGGGAAACAUGUCCACAACCAAGGGCUGGAACAGCUCCUCAGUCACCAUGUUCAUUCUCGUGGGAUUCACAGACCGUCCAGAGCUCCAGGCCCUCCUCUUCGUGACCUUCCUGGGCAUCUAUUUGGUGACUCUGGCCUGGAACCUGGCCCUCAUCUUUCUGAUCCGAGGUGACACCCAUCUGCACACUCCCAUGUACUUCUUCCUCAGCAACCUGUCCUUCAUUGAUAUCUGCUACUCUUCCGCAGUGGCUCCCAAAAUGCUCACUGACUCUUUCCGGGAGCAGAAGACCAUCUCAUUCAUGGGCUGUGCCACCCAGUUUUUUUUCUUUGUCGGCCUGGGUCUAACUGAGUGCUUCCUCCUGACAGCCAUGGCCUACGACAGGCACGCAGCCAUCUCCAGCCCCCUUCGCUAUACCACGAUCAUGCCCCAGGGCCUUUGCACACGCAUGGUGGUUGGGGCCUAUAUCGGUGGCUUUCUGAGCUCCCUGAUCCAGGCCAGCUCCAUAUUUCGACUCCAUUUCUGUGGACCCAGCGUCAUCAAUCACUUCUUCUGCGACCUUCCGCCAGUCCUGGCUCUAUCUUGCUCUGACACCUUCCUCAGUCAGGUGGUGAAUUUCCUUGUGGUGGUCGCUGUCGGGGGGACAUCAUUCCUCAUCCUCCUUAUCUCCUAUGGUUACAUAGCGUCUGCUGUCCUGAAGAUCCGCUGGGCGCAAGGCCGAUGGAAAGCCUUUAACACAUGUGCCUCACACCUCGUGGUGGUGACGCUGUUGUUUGGGACGGCCCUUUUCAUGUACCUGCGACCCAGCUCCAGCUACUCGCCUGGCAGGGACAAGGUAGUUUCUGUGUUUUAUGCCCUUGUGAUUCCCAUGCUAAACCCUCUCAUCUACAGUUUGAGGAACAAAGAGAUCAAGAAUGCCCUGUGGAGGGUGUUGGAGAAGAAGAAAGUGUUUUUCUAGGCCAUGAGUAGAGACAUAUUUCUCUUGCUGCAGAUUUAAAUGAUCCAAGGCAUCCCUGCCAUCUCUGC